Messenger RNA from Pungitius pungitius (ninespine stickleback), 2364 nucleotides. Its product is annotated as vascular cell adhesion protein 1-like. NCBI's taxonomy places the organism in Eukaryota, Metazoa, Chordata, Actinopteri, Perciformes, Gasterosteidae. Gene Ontology annotation, cellular component: membrane. Gene Ontology annotation, molecular function: integrin binding. Bases 706 to 1803 code for a protein of 365 amino acids. The transcript has 5 exons. Gene Ontology annotation, biological process: cell-cell adhesion. The record is from RefSeq and is a predicted model, not a curated record.
AUUACAACACAACAUGUAAGAUCACAGUUCUUCGUGGUUUAACACAGGUUAUGUGGUGCAAUCCUUUUCCUCACUUGGCUGUCUUGCGUCCAGUUGCUCAUCUAAUACCUGACAGGAGAAAAAACUCCCCAAAAACCCUCUUUUGGGGGAUACAGUUGGGAGAAAUCCAUAAAGGACGGCAAUUAGCUUCCGUCCCCAGGUUUUAACGUUGCAUCAUGACAGGAUGUUAAUGUGUACAGUAUUUAUAUGAUUUACAUGACUAUAAAUAAGUAUUGACUAUAAUGCAUUCACUUCAUCGAACAUACAAAUGUAAUAUCUACUCUCUAACAUCACACAAACUACAAUUCUGCACUAAACAUUACUACAUGUAACACACUUCUCACCGCUAGGUGGUGCGCUUCUACUUUAAAUCACUAACGCUGCCGUCAGAGCGACUCACGUAGUGCUCAAAUCAUUCUGCGACCACAAAACCUGAAAUACCCACAGCGUCUCUAGAAGUCCUUCCUGAAGGCUGACUGGUUUCAUCUCACUUCUGCUUUGUCACUCCUUCUGGCUCCUCUGCGUUCCUCAUUUUGACGGUUUCCACUUUACGCCUCGGUCUCUUUGUCUCUGCACUCUGGACUCAGCAGCUGUUGGUUGCUGUCUUUUUUUUUCUUUUUCUAGGACCGGACAUUUUAUUUGUCUAAAAAAGACCUACUGGGAACGAUGCCUUCCCGUUCACUCGUGGUUUUGAUGCUUUCUGUGACGGGGUUUCUGCGGGACGGGCGUGUCUCCUGCUGCGAUGAAAGCUGUACAAAUAAACCAGUGUUCACUCCACCCAGUCUGGUGGUGAGGUUUGGUGACUCCACCUCAGCCAACUGCUCUGUGUGUGAAGACGCUUGUGUCAGAAACCAAUAUGAUGUGGAAAGCCCCGUGGGACGGAUGACAAAGAUCGGAUCCACGGUCGUAUGGACAGUCGAUGCACUGACUGAGUGGUCGCCAUCUUCCUUGUGCUACUACAGCAAUGAUGCUGGUCAACAGUGUUGUACCUACCUGCCUGUUACUGUCUACAAGCCUCCACACAAAGUGUCCGUCAGCGUUAACCACCGUGGGCCGAUGAUGGAGGGUCAUCAGUACACUCUGCAGUGUACAGUAGAGGACGUGGCUCCUGUUAAGAACCUCUUUGUGACCUUCUACAGAGGACAGACAGCACUGGGUCAACCACAGUCCAUCAUCAGCACAGACGAGGAACCAGAGAAACCAGUGACUCAGAACUUCACUCUGGACAUCAACCCGGGUAGAGAAGACGAUGGAGCUGAGUUCUGGUGUGAAGCGAAGCUGGAACUGGGACCUGAAGGACCGAAGCUCCCUCCAGUGGAGACAUCACAAAAGAUCACAGCUACUGUGCACUAUAAGCCUCACCUGGAGGCAUCAUCACCUACAGAUCCAAUCAAAGUCCAGGAAGGAGAACUUCUACGACUGAACUGCCCGGCUGUUGCGAACCCCCCCCCCCUGUACACCUGGACGCACGGGCUGAAGUCAAUCGAAGUCUCUGAAGACGUUCUCGCUAUCAACUCCACCACUGUGUCGGAUGGGGGGAAGUACACCUGUUCAGUGGUCAACAAGAUGGGGAAAGUCACCAGGGAGUUUGACGUGGAGGUUCAGGCAAGCUACAUAGUGCCCAUCAUUGUUGUAGUUGUCCUUCUGAUCGCCAUCUUGGGCCUAGUCGCAUACUUCUAUUGGUACAAACAGGGUCGGGUGGGACGGUACAACCUGAAGGACGUCUGCUUCCGCUCGCACUCGGCUGUUCCCACUGCGGAAUGAGUCACGUGACAAUGUGAAUGGACCUUUGCUUUGACCGUUUCCUGCCAUGACUCUGCUGAUGCUGUCUAUGAAGAGAACUUGUUUGUUAUAAAAGUAUUGAAACAAAGAAGCAAGUAAGCCAAGAAAUACAUAUGAAACAAUUUUAAACAAUCAAACUAAAUUGUAACUAUUCCGUACAUUAUUUGGUGCUUAUUUGGCGACUUGUGGCUGAAACGUCUUGUGUAGCUGGUGAACUGCUUUGCUUUGUUGUAUUUCAGUUGUUUUACUGCAAAGGGUUUUGUGACUCUUUUUAGAGAUGUGUUGUAAAUAGAAAAACCAGUCAACGCUUGUGACUAUGGGUUUGUGUGCUUUAUUGAUGCGCACUGAAAAAGAGGAAUUCAUACAAGUGAAAGCUUUAUGAUGAUGCUGCACACUUGAAUUUUAAUUAUGAUAAAUAAGCUUUGAUGUAGUUUUUUUUUUUUUUACAAACGCAAAUAAACAAUGACUUUGUACAACGAGAUGCCAGUCUCUUGUAGUGUUGUUUUAUUGCAUUUUAAAGUUGUUGCUAAUGGAGACACCACA